Messenger RNA from Acanthosepion pharaonis, 657 nucleotides. The record is from the annotation of a GenBank genome assembly. NCBI's taxonomy places the organism in Eukaryota, Metazoa, Mollusca, Cephalopoda, Sepiida, Sepiidae.
AUGGCUACCUCUUCUGCCACUCCUCUUUCGCUCCCUCGAUUCUCACGUCACACAUAUAGAAAAUGUUAUCUAUCUAUCUAUCUAUCUAUCUAUCUAUCUAUCUAUCUAUCUAUCUUGGAGACUGGCAGAACUUCGAUCAAAAAAACGCUCAAUAAAUUAAAUACGUCCAUUGAACAUUUAUUGAAAGGAUAUUUAUCUAUUUCAGACUAUUUAUAUCUACAUGCUGACAAAAUAGAUAAAACUCGGUAUUCUCUCUCUCUCUCUCUCUCUCUCUCUCUCUCUCUCUCUCUCUCUCUCUCUCUCUCCUCUUCAGUUCAUAUCUAUCUAUCUAUGUGUCCGAAAAUGUCACGAGACAACCCAAGUCUCCGUCCCUCACACUUAUUUACUUCCUUUCUUUCUCUCUCUCUCUUUUCUCUCCUCCUUAUAUUACAGCAGAUCACAUUCAUUUCUCACACCAACCAGCAAUCGUCUCCCCCUCUCUUUCUUUCCUGUCAUUCUCUUUUUCUUCAUUUGCUUUCUUUUCUACUCUUAUUCAUUAGUCAUGUGUUAACAUCCGUUCCAAUCAUACCCCUCCUCUCUCACUCUUUCUUUCUUCCCCUCUUUCUUUCUUUCUCCCCCUCUCUCUCUUUCUUUCUUUCGUUUUGUCUUUCUUUUUAA